Messenger RNA from Rotaria sordida, 1236 nucleotides. The record is from the annotation of a GenBank genome assembly. Lineage: Eukaryota; Metazoa; Rotifera; Eurotatoria; Philodinida; Philodinidae.
AUGGAAAGUUUAUCUAUUCAAUUGAAUGAUUUACCUAAUGAAAUUCUUUUGAUUAUUUUGAAAAAAUUGCCCAAUAUUGAUGUACUCUAUUCUUUAAUAGGUGUUAAUAAACGACUUGAUACUAUUGUGCAAGAUUCAAUUUUUACAAGAUAUUUAACAUUUAUGACAUCUUGCAAUGAUUUAAGUCCAAUUGCUGAACCAAUACUUAAUCAAUUUUGUGCCGAAAUUUUACCUAAAAUUCGUCAUAAAAUUUUAUGGCUCGAUCUUGAACCAUCGUCUAUGGAUCGUAUUCUUCUUUCAACAAAUUAUCCUAAUUUAUGUGGACUGGCUUUAUACAAUCUUAUAUCAGAAAGAGCGAGAGAACUUUUUUCUAAUAAAAGUUAUUUAAUUCGAAUUUUCAAAAAUCAAUUAUCAUCAAUUGUUAUUCAUAUUAAUAAAUGUCAAGAAUCAACAAGUUCAAUUAAAGAUACAAAUAUAUUUAUAUUUACACAAAUCUUUACAAUGUUCAAAAAUUUACAAUAUUUGAAUUUUAGUCCAUUUAAUGGUUCUAAUUAUCAUCGAUUAACAUUUGGUGUAUCACCUCCAAAUAUAUUAUCUUCAACUUUAUUACAAUUACGUGUCGUCAUUGACUCUUAUGAAGAUUGUCUUUAUUUACUUGAUGGUCGUUUUAAUCAACUUAAUACAAUCUAUGUUACCAUUUGUUUGUCAAAGGUACCUACGUUAUCAGUGAUCAAUAAUAAAAAAAAACUUCCAAAUUUGAAAUGUUUUCAAUUAACUCAUAGAUCUAUAUUAUCAGUCUAUAAUAAUAUUCUUAUUCCACUAUUACAUCGAAUGUCAAAUUUAGAAGAACUUGAUUUAUAUUUUGAUAGUUUUAAUGCAGAAAUUAUUGAUGGUUAUAAUUUGGAAGAAAAUAUUUUGAAUUAUAUGACAAAAUUAAAAAAAUUUCAAUUUAAUAUACGUUCAAUUAUUCCUUUUAAUAAUCAAGUUAAUUUACCAUCAAAUAAUGCUAUUCAAAAUACAUUUAAAAAUUUUAAAAACUCUAAAAUUAUUUCAUGUAUUGAUUGUCUUCCAAAAGAAAAUCAAUUUCAUUGUCAUAUUUAUUCAUAUCCAUAUGAAUUGAUAUAUUAUAAUUAUAUAACAAACAAUUUUCGUGGUGGAUUAUUUAAACAUGUUUAUAAAAUAUCAUUAGUUGAUGAACUUCCUUUCGAACAUGAAUUUUUUUCUUCAAAUUACUAA